AUGUUGCGCGAAAAUCAGGAGCGUCCUCCAGCGUACGUAGAAGAACUAAUAAAUAACACUCUAUUUGCAGAGCGAGUGUUGUAUGCAAGAAAUAAAUUUCUCUCCACUUCUAAGCCUGCUGUGACAGGCGGGAAGCCUAUAACUGAGGAGCUUGCUAUCGAGCUUCGUAUGACAACAUUCGGUACUGCCGCGUGCCCGCCUCGUGGUGAAUGGAUACAUUCACCGUUGGUCCUUCGAGCACCCGACCAGCCGCUUGCUUACGGUCUGGCCGCGCCGCGUAACAGCACCCGAUCUUUACUCUCCGGUCUACAAGCCCAUCUAAUAAAGUGGCUACUCUUCGAUUCUAGACCAAUGACUAAGGACAACAAGUCAACGGAACCACCUGAAAGCUAUUUGCGUCCGUCAGACGAACGACAGGAGGAAGCACUUUGGCGGGCGUGUAGUGAAGUGAUUUGGCGCUGCGGCGGAGGAUUUAAUUCACAAAAUCCACCAGAGACAAAGGUUACAGUUGCUCUGCCUACAGGGAAAACAUACGUGCAGCAUAGUGCACAGUACUAUCAGGAUGGUGUUACUGAAAAGCUGCAUUUAUUUGAAUUCAACAAAUUGGAGGAUUUGCAGAUCUUCAUAAAGCGCUAUCUGUACGUGUUUCUACUGGAUGAAGGAGCUGGUGCGUUAUUGAUGCUUUAUGCUGCUGUAUUAUCCAGAGGAUGUGAGAAUAUUAUUAAAGAUCUCGAUGGAAAAUUAAAUUAUUUGGUAUCGACCCAAGUGGAAGGUUCCAUAAAUGUGACAAUGUUGGUUCUCACUGGUAGAGCUACUCCGUAUCUACACAAUGGCGUUAUGUAUGUUGGUGACGAGGAUCAUUAUGCGAUGCCUCAAUUUGGAGUACUGUUUCGCAGUCUCGUCGGUCUGCUGGUCUGGUAUGGAAGUGACGACAAUGGCUCUGGUCAACUUACCAAGCAACAUCCUGGCUCCAGAUUGAAAACGCCAGCUUUACCUAUAUGGGUGACCUGCUGCUCUGGGCAUUACGGUGUAUUGUUUAAUACAAAUCGAGAAUUACUCAGGAAUUAUCAUGCUGAACGUCGGUUCGACAUCCAUUACUACACGUGCGGUGGAUGCCACGUGGUCCUCAACGUUGACACUAGAAGCCACGAGGACGUCGCUGGCAGUCUACGCUCUGAUGACAUCAGCGCAACUCCUUUGGAGAAACUUAUUCAUACCAAAUGGCAAGAUGCGAAGAUAACAUGGACCGGAACUGUACCGCAUAUUGGAGAAAGCCCGAAAUGA
Messenger RNA from Papilio machaon (common yellow swallowtail), 1284 nucleotides. RefSeq names its product inactive ubiquitin carboxyl-terminal hydrolase MINDY-4B. Lineage: Eukaryota; Metazoa; Arthropoda; Insecta; Lepidoptera; Papilionidae. The record is from RefSeq and is a predicted model, not a curated record. The transcript is spliced from 11 exons. Gene Ontology annotation, molecular function: K48-linked deubiquitinase activity; cysteine-type deubiquitinase activity. Gene Ontology annotation, biological process: protein K48-linked deubiquitination. Bases 1 to 1284 code for a protein of 427 amino acids.